AUGUCUUGGUCCGCGCGUGCCGUGGCAUGUACUGGGCCUACUUGGCAUCUCCCUCGUUCUGGGUCGCGACGUGCGCUUGGGAGCUGCGCAAGCAGCGCGACGCGAGCAUCACGACCGAGUGGGAGCGAGCCCGGGCGUGCCUGUUCCUGCUCUACGCCUUCUUCGACCAGCUCCGCUGCGUGGACCUGUGCUUCGCAACCGACCAGCAGCUGGCCGACGGGGCCUGCCGGAGCAUGUGGGGAGCGCAGCCGCUGUGGGCCCGGGCGGCGGCGUGGUGGGCGCGGCGUGGCCAUGCUGGCGGCGCUGGGCUUCUUCCUGCACUUCACGCUGCGGUGGACGCAUGCGGCGCUCGGGCUGCGGGCUCCGCGGGCCCUGCUCGGGCAGCUGAGGCUGCUGCUCCCCGCUCUGGCCCUCGGCAUGUCCGGCUGCGCCCUCAUGCUGCUGGCGUCCAACCGGAUCGCGUGGAUCUUCGGCCUGCUGGUGCUGGUCGUGUGCCUGAACGCUGCCUCGUGCUUCGCAUCCUGGGUCAUCCUCGACCGGCUGUCCGAGAUCCGUCGCGCUCCGCGCUCGCCCAGCGCCGACCCGAAGCUCGAGGCGCUGGAGAGGGUGGUGAUGCUCGAAUCGGCUGCGACGUGCAGGACAAUGCUGGCUCUCGCCGUGGUUGUGCUGGGCAUCUUCAUCCCCGUGAGCCUCCCGCGACUGCUGGAGGGGGGGCUGCGCUGGCCCUUGGUGCGGGGGUUUGCGCAGGGGACGUGGGUCGGCGACACUCGCUUCCCGGCCCUGGCCGCGCUUGCCUCGGAGGCUCCGGACGUGUUGCCGAAUCCAUGCGUGGAAGGGGCAGAGCUUGCUAUAGGCUGGGGCAUCUGUGGCUGCCUGCUGCUGUCGCGGCUCUGUGCGGGACGAGUUGAAGCGCCGGCAGAGACGGGUGGCGGGCGGCUGUCAGCCGAAGAGCUCGGCGCCGCUUUGCGAGGGAUGCUGGCGCGCAAGGCCGAGUAG
Messenger RNA from Prorocentrum cordatum, 996 nucleotides. Lineage: Eukaryota; Dinophyceae; Prorocentrales; Prorocentraceae. The record is from the annotation of a GenBank genome assembly.